AGGACGUGACGUCACGGGAGCCAACCCCUCCCCCUUCCACACACGCCGGCUUCUCCCAUUCAGCAACUGUCACCCAGCCCAACCGCCCGAACCGCCGCCCGUAACCCCUAACCCGCCGCCAUGGCCUGGGAGUACGUCAGCCCGGAGCAGCUGGCCGGCUUCGAUAAGUACAAGUACAGCGCCGUCGAUACCAACCCGCUCUCCCUCUAUGUCAUGCACCCCUUCUGGAACUCUAUUGUGCGGUUCUUCCCUACAUGGCUGGCUCCGAAUCUGAUCACUUUUAGCGGUUUCCUACUUUUGGUUUUUACCUUUCUCUUGAUGGCGUUUUUCGAUCCAGACUUCUACGCCUCAGCCCCGGGGCAGGAGCACGUGCCCAACUGGGUGUGGAUAGUGGCCGGCCUGCUCAACUUCACAGCCUACACUCUAGACGGAGUUGACGGCAAGCAGGCUCGGAGGACCAACUCCAGUACGCCACUGGGGGAGCUGUUCGACCACGGGCUGGACAGCUGGGCCUGCAUCUUCUUUGUGGUGACGGUGUACUCCAUCUUUGGGCGGGGCGAGACCGGGGUCAGCGCCGUGGUGCUUUACUUCCUGCUGUGGGUGGUUCUGUUCUCCUUCAUCCUGUCCCACUGGGAGAAGUACAACACCGGGAUCCUCUUUCUGCCCUGGGGCUACGACUUGAGCCAAGUGACCAUCUCCUGUGUGUAUCUGGUCACCGCCGUGGUGGGAGCAGAGACCUGGUACCAACCCGUUGUUUUUAACAUCUUAUACCGGGACCUCUUCACUACAAUGAUAGUCGGCUGUGCCGUGUGUGUGACGCUGCCAAUGAGCCUCUACAAUGUGUUCAAGGGCUACCGCAAUAACACGCUGAAGCACACGUCGCUGUACGAGGCCAUGCUGCCCAUUAUAUCCCCCGUGCUGCUUUUCAUCCUCUCCACCCUCUGGAUUUUAGCCUCUCCUUCCAAAAUCCUGGAGCACCACCCCCGCCUCUUCUACUUCAUGGUGGGAACCACCUUUGCCAACAUCACCUGCCAGCUGAUAGUGUGCCAGAUGAGCAACACCCGAUGCAGGCCUCUGAGCUGGCUGCUGAUCCCCCUCACGUUGGCCGUGGUUGUGUCGCUCUCCACCGUUACCCCACGAGACGAGACCUUGGCGCUGGUUCUCCUGACGGUGCUCGUCACCCUGGCGCAUAUUCAUUACGGCGUGAAUGUGGUCAACCAGCUGAGCAAACACUUCAACAUCCUCCCCUUCUCGCUGAGGAAGCCCAGUACGGACUGACUAGAGGAGGAGAAAAUCGGCCUGCAGUCUGCGCAAGUACUGUAACCCCGCCCCCGCAGCCCGGAGGGACACGCCUCUGGGCGGGCACUGGAACCAACCACUGGAACCCUUUAUAAGGGGCCGCUACAAACAUCUCCUUUGGUAACUGACAAACUGACUAUAAAAAAAAAAAGACCAACUGAAUGUUUCUGGUGCCGUUUGAUUUCCGACCCCCCCCCCCCCUUUCUUUUAUUUGUGCUCCCCCCCGACUGAUCACGUGAUCUGGAUCCGGCGCCAUCGACGGUACCUACGGCUCCUCGCCGGCCAAGUGCCAAUCAGGAUAAAGCAGCGGAGCCGCCACGGUUGCGUAAAGCACACAGAUCUCUCACAGGCCUCAGGUCCGAAUGGGUUCUCCCUUCAGAACUCUUUUAUUUUGGUCUUGUUUUUGUUUUUUUUAAUCACGGGAUUCAUCGGAUCGUUUGAAUGUUUUUAUUUCCGAAAGCAUCAUGUGACGUAACCUCAUGUCGUGGAAGGAAGCCAGCCAAUGGGACGGUUAUCUCGCAGGCCCCGCCUACCUCUGCGGCCAGUCUCUGUUCUCUAUUCCAGCCUUGCUCUGUCAUUUAUUUAUAUUCUUGUUGGUGGUCUGAAUAUUGCUGCUGAAUUGGGGGGGCCUGGGGGGGCGGGACUGCGGCAUUGGGGGCGGGGUUCUUCUGUAUAUUGAAAAGAAUGAGUUUGGAUCUGAUCAAUGCCCCCCCCCCCGCUCCCUAGAAAUGUGAUUGACAAGGUUAAUUUGCUGCAGAUCCUGGUACAGGUGUAGGACCCAUUAUCCACAAUGCUCAGGGUUUUCCGGAUAAGGGGUCUUUGCAUAAUUUGGAUCUCCCUCUAUAUUAUCAUGCUGUGUAAGAAGUGGAGUAAAACCAUUACCGGCCAUAGCAGCCAAUCAGAUGCGUCGCUUUGGGUUCCUAACUGUUAAAAAUCUAAUUGCUGAUUGGUUGCCCCGGGCAACAUCACCAGUAAUGCUUGACUCCACUUGAUAAAUAUACCCCUGAAUAAACCCAUUAGGUCACGUAAACAUGGAAGUUGAACGUUUUCCGCCUAGCAACCGCUUACCCUUUCCGGAUUUAGGAUUCGGGGUUCGAAUCCGAAAAAGUUAGAUUGGGUCCCUAAUCCCUAAUUAUAUCCUAAUAAGGAUUAAUUAUAUCCUAAUAAACUACUGUUUUAUAUUUAUAGAGAAAAAGAAAAUUAAUUUGAAAAAAAAAUUCCAAUUAUUUCAUUAAAAUAGGGUCUCCCGUAACCUGGAUCUGUCUGGAUAAGGGAUCCUACACCUGUGCAUCAUGUCCCCCAUGUUCAGCCGAAUGGGUUUCUGGGAAUUCAGUUACGAGGCUGGCAGUGCCAUACGGCUUCCCUGGCAUGGACCCCCGAUUAUAAGCCCCGCCCCCUUCCCUUUCAGUCUUACCUCUGAGACCGCCUCUGUCUGGUGCUACUUUCGGUUGCUUUUUUUUACAUUUCUGUUGGUUCCUGACCCCGCCCCCCAGUUUGGCGGUGGGACGUAUUCGCAUGCCGAUUUUAUUUUUUUUGUAGAGUUUUUCGUUUUUGUUGUUGUUUUUAAUAGAAAUGGCGCCCCCCUCCGUGCUUGAAUGAAGGGUGUAUCUAAAGCCCCCCGUUACGUCGGGACAGGGUACACCUGGAGGGAACAAGCACGGCAGGCGCUAUUAUUAAUGAUAGUAUUGAUAUGUAUCAUCAUGUGGGGGGGGUCUGCCCCCCCGGGGGGGAGGGGCUAGUAUUCAGCCCAUGAGAAAUGGAUUCUCACCAAUCAAAAGGUGACAGUGAUUUCAAUGACUGGCGUCCAAUCUGUAACCCCACCCCCUGGUUACUAUGCAGGCCAUAUUUAAUUUAAAGGGAAACUAUACCCCCAAACAAUGUAGGUCUCUAUAGUAGUAAUGCUAUUGGGUAAUCCUAAAUAGGAAAC
Molecule: messenger RNA, 3226 nt
Organism: Xenopus tropicalis (tropical clawed frog)
Lineage: Eukaryota; Metazoa; Chordata; Amphibia; Anura; Pipidae
Gene: selenoi
Product: selenoprotein I
Biological process (GO): phospholipid biosynthetic process; lipid biosynthetic process
Cellular component (GO): endoplasmic reticulum membrane; membrane
Molecular function (GO): phosphotransferase activity, for other substituted phosphate groups; ethanolaminephosphotransferase activity
Source: RefSeq, marked validated